UCAAUCUCGUGCACUGUCCUCUCUCUCUCUCUUUUCUCUCGCGCACUCUCUCUCUCUCUCUUCAUGCUGUCUAUCUCCUGCUACCUGUACCCCUCAGCUUGGAGUCUCUCAGUUCCAGUGGCUCAGUCACAGCGCACAGUGCACGGAGCCCAAGUGUCCAACACCGAACCCGGCCGUAUUCAGUCCUCCGCGAGGCAGCGAGAAGCCCAGCCCUGGAUUCAAUACUUUUAAUCAAUGGACAGAGCCCUCUCAACGGCCAACCGAGGUACCGACACGCCAUAAGCAGUCCUUAUCCUCUGGCUGGUGUUCCCUCUGUAGUGUGGAGGGGGAUGGAGCGUGGCGGAGGAGAGAGCCCUCGUUUGCGGGAGAGCCCCGAGCGACGUGGGAGCAGCAGUCCUGAUAUCGGCUGCCCCCCACCAAAGAUGGGCCGACUGGAACUCAACGGCAGUCCUACAGGUCCCCGCAGUCGCCACAAUGGGGCCCCACAGAGACCUCUCAGUGGUCUGAUGAUUCCAGUCUUCUGUGUGGUGGAGCAGAUGGAUGGAGGGAUGAUAUCAGAUGGAGAGAGCCGGGAGGAACAUGCCGAGUUUGUGCUGGUCAGGAAGGACAUCCUUUUCACUCAGCUUGUUGAGACUGCACUUCUCGCCCUUGGCUACUCCCAUAGUUCUGCAGCCCAGGCACAUGGCAUUAUUAAGGUGGGCCGCUGGAACCCCCUGCCCAUCCAUUACCUGACAGAUGCUCCAGAGGCAACGGUUGCUGAUAUGUUACUGGACGUUUACCACAUGGUCACGCUACGCAUCCAGCUACAGAGCUUUGCUAAACUGGAGGACCUCCCAUCAGAGCAGUGGAACCACGCUACAGUACGCAACGCCCUCAAAGAACUGCUCAAAGAGAUGAACCAGAGCACCCUGGCCAAAGAAUGUCCACUCUCACAGAGUAUGAUCUCCUCGAUAGUGAAUAGUUCCUACUAUGCUAACGUCUCAACUGCCAAAUGCCAAGAGUUUGGUCGCUGGUACAAGAAGUACAAAAAAAUUAAAGGGGAUUAUUUGUGGCAAGGGCGGGAGAGCUCCGAAAUCAAGGUUGAAAGGGACAGUCUUGCCGACUUCUGUGUAUUAGCCCAGCGUCCGCCCCCUCACCUGGCUGGUCUGGCACAGCUUGGUCCGUUGAACAGUGCCAGCUCUCUUGUGAAAGGUGGCUCUGGAGAACCUCAGAAUUCAGCCCAGUCUCAGCCUCCAUCCCAAGGGCAGCCGCAAGUUUCAUCAUCUCAUGGGCAGCUCCAUCACAGUCCUCCUCUACGAGCCCAGGUGCCUCCUCCACCUCCGCCUGCCGCCUUGCAACCUCUUUUGGCGCCCGGAGGACUUCUCUCACCCCAGCUCAGCCCACAGCUGGUGAGACAGCAGUUAGCCAUGGCCCAUCUUAUCAACCAGCAGCUGGCUGUCAGCCGCCUCCUGCAUCAGCACCCGCAGGCUCUUAACCAGCAGUUUCUCAAUCACCCACCCAUCCCACGGCCUAGCAAGUCCGGUGGCCCUGGAGAGCCCGGGUCCAACCCCUCGGCUGCGGAAGUCUCAUCUGAUAUCUACCAACAGGUGCGAGAUGAGCUGAAAAGAGCCAGUGUCUCGCAAGCAGUGUUCGCUCGAGUUGCCUUCAACCGUACACAGGGCCUGUUGUCGGAGAUCUUGCGAAAAGAGGAAGACCCACGCUCAGCCUCUCAGUCCUUGCUGGUGAACCUCAAAGCGAUGCAGAACUUCCUGAACUUACCUGAGAGCGAGAGGGACCGCAUUUACCAGGAAGAACGAGAACGCAGCAUGAACCCUCCUGUGAGCCUGCCCCCAAGCACAAACCCCAGCCCUGGGGGUGCCCGCCUCUCUCAGAAAGUGUGGGAGCGCAGCAUCGAUGAACAGUUAACUCCUGACGCGUGGGCAUCUAUUUGGAAGAAUAAGACCAAAAUCACAAACUCGUCCAAGACUUCUGGUCCUAAUCCUGACCUUCCCCUGAAACUGGAACCGCUGGUCAACAUCACCUCAGCCAUCUAUGACGAAAUCCAGCAGGAGAUGAAACGGGCAAAAGUGUCUCAGGCACUUUUUGCCAAGGUGGCAGCCAAUAAGAGCCAAGGAUGGCUAUGCGAGCUGCUUCGCUGGAAAGAGAGUCCCAGCCCAGAGAACAGGACUCUCUGGGAGAACCUGUGUACUAUCCGGAGGUUUUUGAGCCUUCCGCAGACGGACAGGGAUCUGGUAUACGAGGAAGAGUCCCGCCAUCACCACAGUGAACGGCUGCACACUGUACUACACUUGCCCACUGACCCUCAGGCACUUCACAGACAGCCUAUGCAGCCGCUAAAGGACCACUCUCCGAUCCGAGAGGAACCUGUUCCCAGUUCUGGAGCAGAAGAAAACCCUCAAGCUAACGCAGGUUCAGGCAACAGCGGAGGGGUUAGCAACGUCACCAAGAAACCUCGCUCCCGCACCAAGAUCUCUCUGGAGGCUCUAGGCAUCUUACAGAGCUUUAUCCAAGAUGUGGGCCUCUACCCUGACCAGGAAGCGAUUCACACCCUUUCAGCCCAAUUGGAUCUGCCCAAACACACCAUCGUUAAGUUUUUCCAGAACCAGCGCUAUCAUGUGAAGCAUCAUGGCCGGCUGAAGGAGCUCGGAUCUGAGGGCGGCGGUGUAGACGUGUCCGAAUACCGCGAUGAGGAGCUGCUCUCCAGUUCAGAGGAUGCAGAGUCCAGUGAAGAUGGACACGAGGAGAUCUACAGCGGGCAUGAGAGUGCGCCAGCCGGAGGAGCCAACUCUGUCUCAACUCCAGCUGUUUCUUCUGGCCAAGAUGAGAAUAAAGACAAAGGCCUGCCUCUAGGGUCAGCCAGACCCAGCUCCCUGCCCCCAUGUGGUUCAUCUUCAAGUCCCCGAGAUCAAGCAGAAUAUCAGAGAUAAAACAGCCUCCGCAAAGACUAUACUGUAGGUGGGGAGAGGCAAGGAGUGAGCACAUACAACUAUUCUGUAGUAGAGGAGAGUGUUGAGAACAGCUUAGAAAUUUCCUGACAAAGACACAGUGUCCUCUGAGGACCUGUAAAAGUCAAAUCAAAACAGAUCUGCAUUUUGGUUGAGGCAUGUAAAGUGUUGGUGUAGAAAAAUGAGUUGUGAGCUACUCCUGGCCUCAUACCUUACUAGUUACUUACAGGGAUGUGAUGGUACAGAAGCAAUCCCUACAAUGUACUGCAAGGAAAGUAUUUGGCUGGCUGGAAAGCUUUCAUUUCCUAGAUGUAAAUCGUCAAAUUAAGGCAGGUUUCAAGAUGGCUGCCUUAACCCCAAGUUGUCACAAGCAUUCAAGCUUGCAUGCUAAGAAUGUCAAGACGGCCAGUCUUUCACCAAGUAUUUCAUUUCUAUUCAGAGAGCGUAGGGUCUCUUAUAAGAUACCACUAUCCAUGCCCCCUCUUCACCUCUACAGGGUUAAAAUGGCAGGGACAGAGCUUUAGAUGAGCCAUGGAUCUCCUAUAGGACACUAACAACUUCACUCCUGCCCAAUCAGGGAGUCUAGUGGGCGGCUGUGGCUGUCCUCAUCUUCCCCUCCAUGAUGGGGCAUUCUGGCGGUCGCCAACGGAGGGCCGUGCUUGACUGCUAAAGCAGUCGGUUGGGUUAGAGGUACAGAUGAGCUCUUGGGUGUACACAUCAGCCCAGCCCAGGAACCCUACUAUAAACAUGUGGUGUGCUGAAAGGUCUACAGUUAGCCCAAUGGCGCUUUUGAAGACCGCGCCAUCCCUCCCACAACCAGCCACAACGAUCAUUCCAAGCAAUCCCACACGGUUCAAGAAAUCACUCCUUUACCCCCACCAUCCAUGCACACCCAACGCAGACUGUGCACAACAUCACUAUCCGUCACUUCUGUCCAGUGGUUGAAGGUUUGCUUUAUACAGAUAUGUUUAGACCGUAGGUUUCAUUCCAGGUUUGCUCUCUCAACACUUAAAAGGCAGAGAGUGUUGAGUUAAACGUAAUUGGCAGGAUGACUGACUGCUAUGGACAGAAGGACAAUGUUGAGGCUGACCUAGUGGAGAAAAGUGAACCAUUUUCAGCAACUGCACUUGUGAGGAAGUGCGGUAGUCCUUCUCUCUUCCGUCACCUCCCACAGCUCUCUUUUACUGACUGUUGCCCACAAUGUCCUGAUUUGACCACACUUAGCCACACCCAUCUCCACAGCACUAUUUAUUGCUAUCUUCACCCUCAAUUAUUAUUGUUGUUAUUGUUAUUAUUGUUAUUAUGGUUGUUCUUGUUGUUAUUUUUAGUUCUAUUUUCAUGGUCUAAUAUCAGCUUUUGGCUUGCAGCAGUUGUUUUGGUAAUGAGAGACAUUGUGAAAGAAAGAAACACUGCCAAAACAGAGAGGAAAGAAUUAGAAGCAGUUACUGAGUGAAUCAUGUGAUAUAUACUGUCAAUUCUAUCAGCAUAAUGUACUUUUCCAAAGAGAACAGCACUUGGCAGAUGAGGCGUUGAAUAUUAAAACAAUAGAAUUAAGAGGAAUCAUUGGAAUUUCUAUGAUCUUUUUGUGCAUAUGAUGACAAUCCUUCUCUUGAGCCAAUCAGAACUCAGCAAGCAUGAACUCUGCAUUCUGAUUGAAACUUUGAUCAGCGUAACUUGAGGCAACAUGGCCACCUGUUGCAAAUCGUCCAUGACACCGUGGCAACACUUGGAUCCAGGGUUCUGAUUUGUUUUUUAAAAAAAAUCAGCUGCUACUUGCUCUUUCACAGAUAAUAGACAAAAUAUUGUUGUUAACCUUAUGCUAACCCUUAAACUAUUUUUGUUUUAAACAAGUGAUAAUUGUGGUCUCUGUCCAUGUUUUGUCUAUUACAAAUGGAAAUGUUUUAUUUAGAAUCUUUAAUGUGCAAAAUGCUGAUGUGAUUCUUGCAAUUACUUUGAGCAUCCUGACUCUUUCACAUAGGCAGUGUCCACACCUGCACAUGCCUACGAGUAAUGCAUUCCAGCAGAACAUUAGUUAAAAAUGGGUAUAAACAUAGUUUUAUCAGAAAGUAUGGCAUCACAAUCACAAGGAUAAACUUCUCAGUCUCAUGUCUGUAGGGUUGUAUUGUAAGUAUAUAACCCUGAGAAAUCGUUCUCCAGUGCGUUGAUCAUUUGCACCUUGUUAUGAUUUCACAUGCUACAUUUUUCACUUAUAUUCAAAUGAAGACCAGAGUAAGGCCUCAAAGACUAGAGCUAGCUAAGACCAGGGAGUGACAAUAAUUCAUAUGAAAGUGUUGGUGGAACAAGAGCCUGGUGUGCUUACCUAGCAACUACUGACACAUUGACAGUCCAAGAGUGUGUUGUGGUUCUCUGCUACUCAUCUCUCCAGAGAGAUCGAAUUCUUCUAGCCAUUUUCUGCCCAAUUCAUUGUCAUCUGCAUUGUCACCUUUUUCACUCUUGCUGUUUGCUUGAGUUUCCCUGGUCUGUAUUUGCCCAAAUCUGAUCUUUAUGGUCAAUCAUAAGUGAUCGUAAUCCCCCCAAAAAUUUUUAAAUUCUUAAAUCAACAACCUUAAAAUGCGAUAUUUCUUCUUGUUCACUGACAACAAUCUACAGUCUCUUAGGUUAUUUCACCCUAAAACCAGUCAUUAAAAACUUUUAAAGUUUGUUACAUUUAAGUGGUCAAAAUGCUUUGUCGUCUUCUGUAUUUUAAAUGGAAAAAAAUGCUGGAUGUUGAAUUUAAUGACAAGAUAAACAAUCUGGGAGAUCUUGGAUACCUGCAGGUUUUGCAAAAGGUCUUUAAUAACACGGUAGUGAUUGCCUGCUUGAUCUACACCUUACUUAAACCUGUCAAUCAUCAGUCACUUUUGGAGGCCCGCACCGCCUCUUUCAUUACACUCCGAGCAUCUUCUCCAAAUCCCGCCACCCUGCUGAGCCUAGAACAGCUGGAGACAAGCACUUCUGAUGAGUCCGUCCAUAUACACCUCCCAAAUUACCCUCAUAAAUGAUGAGAGUGUGUGCACGCAUGUGUCUGUGUGUCCUAGACUGGUGUUUAACCUACCAUGGGGGUAGCUUACCACUCAGCGGGAGCGAACAACCACGCACUUCUUCUACUCCAUCACCUCCUCCUCUCCAUCUUUGUCAGAGUUAGUGCUGAGAGCGACGCUGAAGAGAAAACAAAGAAGAUUCCAAGAGUCCCUGAUGAGCACUAGGUCAAGGUCACUGUCCAAUUAUCCAUGUCUUUCAUUUUCAUUCUGUCUUUUCAGUUCUCUGUGCCAUCUCUCUGUUCCCUCAUUUUCUCGUUCACCAGGCGGGAUAGUAAUCGUUGUCUCCCAUGCUGUGGUGUCGAGGUUAAGUGGAGGUGAUCAUGUCUUGUGGAGAGGGGUAGUUCCUUGAGAGGCAGCAGACUCCUGGAUUGGCAUGUCUGAGAAGUGUUGCGGUUAAGACAAAGGCUUUAAUCAUUUAGUCAAAUCCACUAUAACAUCAGAUUGACUUUCAAAGUUUUGGGUGGAAAAGCUGAAGGCCUCCAAGACCACUUUUUAAUAUUUACACAUUAUUUAGACAAUUAGAUCUGGACAAUGUUUCUAACUUUGACUUCCCUUGUAUUUAUAAUGUAUCACUUAGAUAUGAAAUGUACAGGUACACAAGAAUGUCACAUACAAAAGAGGAAGGAAAUGCAUCAAUCAUUUUCAACACCCCAUGGAUUUCUGAGAAAGGAUGCUCUCGCUCAUCUUGCUAAUGCUUUCGUUUAUCUUACAGUGCCUCUGAACUAAGCACAAUGCUCCAGUACUUUGCUUCGGAGAUGACAAAAUUAGACGAUCUCAUAAUUUUCAUCAUUGUUUUCAUCGUUUUUGUACUCAUAAACGCCUACAAUGUGAAUCAGGAUUGCCACUCCUGAAUUGGUACUUUCCUUGUCAAUCGAAUGCAUUGUCAUUAUCACUAAGUGAUAAUUAACUUAUGUGCAUCAUUUGGCUUCUUUGUUUGUAUGACAAUGUUUUGUUUUUUGAUUUUGUUUUUCAAAUGCUGUUGUUUAAAUAAAGUGCAUUCAAGGAA
Messenger RNA from Ctenopharyngodon idella (grass carp), 6992 nucleotides. It is a transcript of the gene satb2, whose product is annotated as SATB homeobox 2. The transcript has 13 exons. Gene Ontology annotation, molecular function: DNA-binding transcription factor activity, RNA polymerase II-specific; RNA polymerase II cis-regulatory region sequence-specific DNA binding. Gene Ontology annotation, biological process: regulation of transcription by RNA polymerase II; chromatin remodeling. The record is from RefSeq and is a predicted model, not a curated record. Bases 330 to 2927 code for a protein of 865 amino acids. NCBI's taxonomy places the organism in Eukaryota, Metazoa, Chordata, Actinopteri, Cypriniformes, Xenocyprididae.